Eimeria maxima is the source of this 675-nucleotide messenger RNA. RefSeq lists its product as hypothetical. Bases 1 to 675 code for a protein of 224 amino acids. The record is from RefSeq and is a predicted model, not a curated record. Lineage: Eukaryota; Apicomplexa; Conoidasida; Eucoccidiorida; Eimeriidae. The transcript has a single exon.
AUGGCGGCUGAGGCAGUGACACUGGGGUCAUAUACGGAGUCAGCGUCUAAAAAGAGCCUCGCAGACGGCCGGCCUGUACGGUUCAAUUUGGCUGAGAGCAACACAGCCCCUGCCAGUCCUGACGGCGAGCAGAAGCCAGUUCGUGAAUCGAUUCAUUUUGACCUGUUGGGAGCCCCGCUGCCAGAUCAGGAAACAAGAACGGAUUCAAAAGCAGCGGCAAGGAAGCCAACUGUCCCCGUUGGGGCCAAUGGCCGCCCUCUACCCAUCCUGAAGGGCAACAGGACAUUCGGUUACGGACAAGCGCGGCGCCUGGUGGAGCAACUGCGAGUCAAGUUUGCAUUCGACAGGAACGAGACACACUUCUACUGCCCCGACUCGAACGAGCAUACGGAGCCACCUCCGGCGCCUGCCGAGUUGCGUGACGCCGUCCGGGGCUUCCUCAAGUCCUCAAAGAAACUAACCCAAGAGUCUCAGGAACUUACGCAAAGUGCUGAACAGAAGCUAGAAGAAACUAAACAGAUCGAGCAGGAACUAACAGCUAUGACACAGAAAUACGUGGAGAAACUAGAGAAUCACAAAUCAACACAGAAAGCCAAACAGACAGUCGUCGUCACAAGCACGAGGCCCCCACGCCGCUUCCUGUGCUGGGGUCCCUCCCCUGUAGUGCUGCCAUAG